This is a messenger RNA of Lycium ferocissimum, 546 nucleotides long. RefSeq lists its product as uncharacterized. The transcript has 2 exons. The record is from RefSeq and is a predicted model, not a curated record. Bases 1 to 546 code for a protein of 181 amino acids. NCBI's taxonomy places the organism in Eukaryota, Viridiplantae, Streptophyta, Magnoliopsida, Solanales, Solanaceae.
AUGCCACGAGAUCCGAUGUUGAAAAGGACCAAAGUUUCGGUUGUUCGAGAGAAACGAACCAGGGAUUAUGUGCCCGAAGGGUCUAUUUCCUUCAACGAUGAGGAUGCAGAAGGCAUCAUUCAGCCCUACAACGGUAGUUCGACUAAUAUUAUUCGAUGGAGAGUUGUAGAACAACUUGGUCUAUUGGAUCAGAUCAUACCGGCGGCUCGGGUUCUCAGUGGAUUCAACAUGGCAAGUGAAACUACUAAGGGGGAAAUCUCUUUGUCGGUAAACAUCGUCGGGACUAUUCAACAAACGGUGUUCUAUGUCAUCGAAGGUGAGAUGAAAUGCAACACAUUGCUCGGCAGACCAUGGAUUCAUAGCUUAAGGGUGGUAGCCUCAACAUUACAUCAAAUGUUGAGAUUCCCGACCUCGGAAGGGCUAAAAAUGGUGUGUGGCGAGCAACUCGCAGCAAGGGAGAUGUUCGCAGUCGAAAAAGAAGCCCCCACUCAAAAGGAACCGUUCCUGAAAACUGCUAAAUCAACCAAAGGCAAAGAUGCUAAAUAG